AUGUAUUCGUCGGGCCCUUACAGCACCAGCCCUGUUUAUAACCGUUUCAGCGAGCGUUUUGAAAAGGACAUUGCACCGAUUUCUAGUGCUGGGGACAACCCCGUGUACGAAAACUGUGUGAGCUCGAUUCCGAGCAGCCAGAUGAUUGUUUCACACACUGUCGGGCUGCCAAGACAGUACCCCCACCAUUGGGGCGACAUGGCAGACAACUUCCAAGAACUGCCCGCUUUGGAAACAGCUCUCCGCGCGGAUCAAUACAACUCCAUCGAGUCGGCGGCUGCACCCGAAGCAAGGUCUGCCAAAAUAUCGCCCUACAAGGCUCUAAAUACAUGGAACUCCUGGGACUCUGGUAUGCAGUUAACUCCAGGCUCCGUGGAGCGGUAUCGCGAUUUAUCCCCACCAUCGUCUGAUUCUGGCCUGGGCGAUUCAGCCGCCCUGGAUUGUGUAAAAAUUAGUGGCGGAACCAAGGAAUACCUGUACUAUGGCCUGCCAAUCUCUGAAGUAGGCUUCUACCUUACACAGUUCUCCCCAAGACGCUAG
Molecule: messenger RNA, 540 nt
Organism: Dibothriocephalus latus
Lineage: Eukaryota; Metazoa; Platyhelminthes; Cestoda; Diphyllobothriidea; Diphyllobothriidae
Source: the annotation of a GenBank genome assembly